AGCAGUUUGGGAACAAGCAUGCUGGACUUUCUCCCUAGCGUAGCCCAGUUAGGAAAUGCCUGUGAUUGAGUUGAGUGACCUGCUGACCAGUGAGCACAGUGAAGAAGUGGAAUAACAUCCAGAGGGUGGUAUGCAGGAGAAGCAGAAGCAUCUGGGCCUGGGUUUCCUGAAAUCAUCACACCUGCAGCAGAAGGAAAAUGACUGAGUUGAAGUACAUUUCUGGAUUCGGGAAUGAGUGUGCCUCAGAGGACCCUCGCUGCCCAGGUGCCCUACCAGAAGGACAGAAUAAUCCUCAAGUUUGCCCCUACAAUCUAUAUGCUGAGCAGCUCUCAGGAUCAGCUUUCACUUGUCCACGGAGCACCAAUAAAAGAAGCUGGCUGUAUAGGAUUCUACCUUCAGUUUCUCACAAGCCUUUUGAGUUCAUUGACCAAGGCCACAUCACUCACAACUGGGACGAAGUUGAUCCUGAUCCUAACCAGCUGCGAUGGAAACCAUUUGAGAUUCCAAAAGCCUCUCAGAAGAAAGUGGACUUCGUGAAUGGCCUGCACACCUUGUGUGGAGCUGGAGACAUCAGGUCCAACAAUGGGCUUGCUAUCCACAUUUUCCUCUGUAACACCUCCAUGGGGAAUAGAUGUUUUUACAAUUCAGAUGGAGACCUCUUGAUUGUUCCCCAGAAAGGGAAACUUCUCAUUUACACCGAGUUUGGCAAGAUGCUUGUUCAGCCCAACGAGAUCUGCGUCAUUCAGAGAGGAAUGAGGUUCAGCAUCGAUGUCUUCGAGGAGACUAGAGGCUACAUCCUGGAGGUUUAUGGAGUCCACUUCGAGUUGCCUGACCUGGGACCAAUUGGAGCCAAUGGCUUGGCCAAUCCUCGUGAUUUCCUGAUACCUGUUGCCUGGUAUGAAGAUCGCCAAGUGCCAGGUGGUUACACUGUGAUUAAUAAAUACCAGGGCAAGCUAUUUGCUGCCAGACAGGAUGUCUCCCCAUUCAACGUUGUGGCUUGGCAUGGGAAUUACACCCCCUACAAGUACAACUUGGAGAACUUUAUGGUCAUCAAUUCAGUGGCCUUUGACCAUGCAGACCCAUCCAUUUUCACGGUAUUGACUGCUAAGUCUGUACGCCCUGGAGUGGCCAUCGCUGAUUUUGUCAUCUUCCCACCUCGAUGGGGGGUUGCUGAUAAGACCUUCAGGCCUCCUUAUUACCACAGGAACUGCAUGAGUGAAUUCAUGGGACUCAUCAAAGGUCACUAUGAGGCAAAGCAAGGUGGAUUCCUGCCAGGGGGAGGCAGCCUGCACAGCCCAAUGACUCCCCAUGGGCCUGAUGCCAACUGCUUUGAGAAGGCCAGCAAAGCCAAGCUGGCACCUGAGAGGAUUGCUGAUGGCACCAUGGCAUUUAUGUUUGAGUCUUCUCUAAAUAUGGCCGUCACCAAGUGGGGGCUGAAGACCUCUAAUUGUCUGGAUGAGAACUACUACAAAUGCUGGGAACCUCUCAAGAGCCACUUCACCCCCAAUUCCAAGAACCCUGCAGAAACUAACUGAUACCGGAGCAUGAUGCCAUAGUUGAGAAUGGAUUUGUGUGAUUUCCUUCAGAAUCUCAUGCCCUUUGGUGGUAUUCGGGGAGGGGGGUUGGUUAAAAUGGGAACUCAGUUUCUCAUAGUCAAGGAACUUAAACAUUUUUAAAAAUGUAUUAAGUUCUGUCAGCUUAAUUACUCAAUAAAUACUUGCUGGUGUUCUGUGAAA
Messenger RNA from Bubalus bubalis (water buffalo), 1736 nucleotides. It is a transcript of the gene HGD, whose product is annotated as homogentisate 1,2-dioxygenase. NCBI's taxonomy places the organism in Eukaryota, Metazoa, Chordata, Mammalia, Artiodactyla, Bovidae. The record is from RefSeq and is a predicted model, not a curated record. Gene Ontology annotation, cellular component: cytoplasm. Gene Ontology annotation, biological process: L-phenylalanine catabolic process. Bases 198 to 1535 code for a protein of 445 amino acids. The transcript is spliced from 14 exons. Gene Ontology annotation, molecular function: homogentisate 1,2-dioxygenase activity.